AUGAAUAUGAGAAUAGCUAGGAGUUGUACUGGAUCACCUUUCGCUGCUACGGAAGCAGCAUUCCGUGUUUCCCUCGAUGUCAAGGCUAACAAGGACGACGAAGAGUAUACUAAGAACCUUCAACAACUGGCAGAACGUGCUUUCAGUGGCUGCCCUCAGAACAAGGUCGCCAACUGGGUAACGGUCGAGUUCAGACACGGAGUACGACCUCUCACUGUGGUUGAGAAGCCCCGUGACAUAAGGACUACCUUGCUCAGACAACUGGUCAACCUCGAAAUCAAGAAGCGACAGGAACUCCAGGCGACCCUGAUCUACCAGAAGCCUCAAAAGUGGCAAAAGUCAACACCCUCACCUCGUGUCUCCCUGCGCUAUGCCCUAGACCAGGGAAGCCUUCCUUUACUCGUUCCUCGUCGCAUAAUCUAUCUUGACGACAGUCUCGUUUUUGGUGGAGAUAUUCGAGAGCAUAACGCCAACCUAGAACUAGCGUUGGAUCGCCUACGAGACGCAGGGUUAACCUUAAAUCCGAAGAAGUGCCAUUUCCUGCAACGCUCGGUCACCCUUGUGGAACAUGCAGUCUCGUCGGAUGGGAUAGCAGUCACCGAAGACCGUGUACAACAGCAGGCGAAGAAGAAUUUCAAGUGGGAGAAAGAGCAUAAUGAAGCGUUUAAAGAACAGAAGCGAAUGCUCUGCUCCACUCCGAUCCUAGCAUUGCCAAACUUCGAAUCGAGCGCUCCACCGUUUAAACUGGAUACGGCGGAUACGAGCGACGCGGCUGUGGGCGGUGUACUCUCACAAAGGGGCAAAAAGGGAAGGGAACAUGGCAUCGCCUACGAGAGUACCAGACUCGCGGUUUCAAAAGACCUCAACCCACAGCCACCGCACCUUUACAACCUAUGCCCACCGACUCCCCAGGGGAAAAAGAAGAUCACUAAACUAUGUAAGACCUGCCAGAUCACAAAGACAUGCGUGACACCUGAACAUCUGGAAGGCAACAGCCAGGUGGAAGGAACGAAUCGACUACUACGACUACUAAAGGUCUUCCCUACAGAUGCACAACUAGAUGACUGGGAUUUAAGCCUGGGACGUGUCAUUCUCACAUACAAGGCUACGGUCCACAAGGCAACGGGCGUUCCUCCGUUCAAGAUGCUCACAGCUCGUGAAAUGAGAGUACCUUCCGGCAUCUUCCUGCCAAACACCGACGAAGCAGCCAGCAAUGUUCCAGAAAGAAAUAUUACGAAAAACAGCCGGCCGAAGGUCUACCGAGAAGACUUAGAGCAAAUUUACAGGCUGGUUCCCCCACCUGGAAUACACCACAACUUCCAUUACCCAUGGAGCAAGGACCCAUUUCAAGUAGUAGAGACGCUCUCACCCACAAACUACUACGUUCACAACGCACAACUGCGUACCUACAAAGGACCACCACCGGUUGGACAUGAAGAUGAGAAUUACACCCUUACGGAGGACCGAAAACUACCGAAUGGCAACUUCGAGAGGAGCUCAUAA
Echinococcus granulosus is the source of this 1503-nucleotide messenger RNA. RefSeq names its product Retrovirus-related Pol polyprotein. NCBI's taxonomy places the organism in Eukaryota, Metazoa, Platyhelminthes, Cestoda, Cyclophyllidea, Taeniidae. Gene Ontology annotation, molecular function: nucleic acid binding. Bases 1 to 1503 code for a protein of 500 amino acids. The transcript has 7 exons. The record is from RefSeq and is a predicted model, not a curated record.